Molecule: messenger RNA, 1134 nt
Organism: Closterium sp. Naga37s-1
Lineage: Eukaryota; Viridiplantae; Streptophyta; Zygnematophyceae; Desmidiales; Closteriaceae
Source: the annotation of a GenBank genome assembly
AUGCUGCAGGUCAGCGACUCGGCGCAUUACUUGCAGCGCACGUUUCUCAGCGACGCGUCGAUGCGCGCCGCGGCGCUCGUCAGCGAUUGGAUGGAGGAGGCAGGCAUGUAUACGUGGAUGGACGCCGUUGGCAACGUGCACGGCCGCGUCGACGGACCGCACCCCGACGCGCCCGUGCUGCUGCUCGGCUCGCAUCUGGACACGGUUGUUGACGCGGGUCGCUUCGACGGCGCGCUGGGCGUGGUCACAGCCAUCGCAGCAGUCAAGCUCUUCCUCACAGCUUGCGGAUCAGCGGCGCUGCCUCGCCCCGUGGAGAUCAUCGCCUUCAGCGACGAGGAGGGCAUGCGGUUCCAGUCGACCUUCCUGGGCAGCAGAGCGGUCGCAGGGACGCUCUCGCCUACUAUGCUGCAGAUGAAGGACAGCCAAGGUGUGACUUUACAAGAAGCCAUUGCGUCACUUCCAGCAGCAGCUGUACCCACAACAAGAACCGCAGCAGCAGGAAAACGAGCAGCAGCAGAAGCAGAAGCAGCAGGUGGAAGGUCAAGAGGCCUCAGCAAGUCAGCAGACGGGCCAGCCGACGUGCGUACAGCUCGAUACCUCCCUGAGAACGUAUGGGGAUACGUGGAAGCACACUUAGAACAAGGCCCCGUGCUGGAAUCUCUAGGGGAACCGCUGGGGGUGGUGCUGGGGAUAGCAGGGCAGACGCGGGCGGAGGUGACUAUAGAGGGCGAGCAGGGGCACGCCGGGACUGUGCCUAUUCGGCUGAGGAGGGACGCUGUGGCUGGCGCUGCUGCUGCUGUGGUGGCUGUAGAGUCUCAGCAGCAGCAGCAGCAGCAGCAGCAGCAGCAGCAGAAGCAGCAGCAGCAGCAGCAGCAGCAGCAGCAGCAGCAGCAGCAGCAGCAGCAGCAGCAGCAGCAGCAGCAGCAGCAGCAGCAGCAGCAGAAGCAGCAGAAGCAGUGGGAGUGGGGCAGGGAGUCGGGCAGGGAGUGGGGCAGGGAGUGGGUUGGUGUGCACGGUGGGGAAGGUGGUGGCAUGGCCGGGGGAGAGCAACGUGAUAGCAGGCAGCGUGACGUUCACUCUGGACGUGCGGACGCGGAGCAACAGCGUGAGGCACGCUGCAGUAGAGGCGAUUGA